CUUUCAGAUGAUUCACUUGGAAAUUCGAAGAAAAAAUCCAGCGUUCUUGAGACAUUGGGACAGCCCAGGAAAAAAGAAACGAAGAAAAAGAAUUCAGUGCCAUGGUGGAUAUCUGAGGAAGAUUCAGACGAUGGUGGAAAACAUUCUGAAGGUGAGCCUACCCAGUUUUGCUGGUAUGGAAUACAUUUACUUGGAAAAGAAGCUAACCUGUUCAUAUUCAUAUUCUAGAUGAAGGGGCUGGAUUUUUUGGAGGAAGUUGAAAGUAAUCUGUGUGUAAUGCUUUUUGAAUCAAAGCAAAGGUCCAAUGUGUCUUGGCAGUUGGACAUAAUAAAACUCAGAAUACGAACGUGGGGCAGAUAUGCUACAUCUGUGUGCUGAAUUCUUCCCCAUGCACCAUUUUUGCCAGUCAGAUUGUUAGGAUCUGUACCUCUGUUACCAGUUUCUGCAUAGAAUUCUGUGCUUGUGUGACAUACACAGUAAGCCAUAUCCCACCACCCAUAUGCCACCUAGGAACAAGUAUUGCCAAGCAGAGGGGCCUUAAAAUUUUACCAGAGGGCUUUCCAGGCUCUGUCUUGGCAAGAAGAGGACAGCUGGGUGGUGUGAAGCAGAGCUCCUGGUUGUAUCAUCCCAUCAGGAAAGGGCUGUAUUUGUCACACCGGACACUUGGAAACGGUAGCAGCUGUAUUAACGUUUACUGUGAUAGAUGAGGAGCUGCCUAGCACAGAAGCAAUCUGUGUUAUGAUGAAUGCCAUUCUGCUAACUAGUUGUAGGGCAAUUAACUUCCAGUCAGAAAACAGUCAUUGGCAGAGGCCAGCUUGGCCACCUUCAGUAUAAACUUGAGUUUUCCUCUGCGGUUGUGAAAGUACAUAACUUUUAUGUGGCUAUAACUGAGAAUGAUGAAUCCCACGCAUAAAGGGUACACCCUACAAACUAUGCUAUGAUUUUGGUUCAUGUAGAUACACUUGCAAUAUUUUAAAAUGACAGGUCAGGUGACCUUAAGGAGCUUGGUAUGGAUAGGCUUCUAGAACUGCUCGUUUUUUCCUCUCUGUGUGUCUGUUUGUAUUUGACAUAGUACUUGGAAGCAUGCAAGACAAUCUAAUGUUUUCCAAGAGAUGUAUGUUGUGUAGUACGUUGUUCAGAUGUAUUAAUAGUGGAUAAAGGCACAGAAGCAUUGCAAUAUUAGUUACUGCACAGGGUGACUAAGAAGAUUAUUUAGAUUUGUAGCUUUGUAAUGUUAUUAAGUGUGCCCUAAAUAGUAAAAUAAUUGUCCUGCAGGAAAAAAAUAAUAUUGCUGUGAUGAUAAUAAAGAAAUCAGCUGAAUUUAAUUUCUGAGAAGUGUAAUGCUGACAUGCUUUGUAAUUUUAUGGAGAUCCUUGUAUAUUCUUCUAGGCUUGAACCUUCAUGUUGGUUGGAGUUAGGACUUCAUUAACAGGCUGUCAGCUAAUAAAAUUAUUAUUUUUGAAGUGUUUUGUCAUCAUGGACCAAAUUUAUGUAAAUGUGUAAGUCUUACCUCCACCCACAGUGAAGCACUGCGUUACAAAUUUGUGUUCCGUAUAUAUGAAUUGAUGUGUUUGGCACUGUAUAGAGAUAUUGUUAUAUUAACAAAGUAUGAAGUCUGGGUAAUCAGCUUGAGUAAUACACCAAGCUGAUAAAUUGUUUCUGAUUUGAGGUUUUCAUUUUUAGUUACUUCAUUAUCUAUCUAUACCAUGCUUUCUCGGAAAGGCACAAAGAGAGAUGACUGGAAGACUAAAUACACGCUAUGCAUUUUUUUGUUGUUGUUGUCUGAUUGUUUUUUCCAAGGCAUCUUGUUACAGAAGUGCCAGGAAAUAGAGAUUUAAACCAAUAUCCGAUUUUCACUUGGUUUUGUAGAUUAAUGGUAAGCAGCAUAGACUAUUUCUGUUUGUUGGGCUGAGAAGUAUAAAGUAUAUUUUAAAAUAUCUCAGCUUGUUAUUCUAGGCACGUUGGAACUCCUUGUGCUUCAGCUUUAAACUGAAAUGUGCAAAUAUGAUUCAAGAUACUGUCUUCCAUAUUUGACAGAUUUUCAAACAAGAUUUGUUAAACUGGGAAAAGAGAAGACACUGAUGGAAAGCCAUGCUGAAAUAGUGGAAAAUAGUGAACAAAAGAGUCCCUAUUCAGAUUCACAGUCUGUAGUUCCCCCUAAACCUUCUUCCAGUGCAUCUUGCAGCAAGGCUUUAUCUAAAUUCAAAAUGCUGGAAAAAUUUCAUAAGGACAAGAAAGAUUCAUAUUUAAACAAAGAAGAAGGAAGCCUCACUUCUGACAGUCCAGGCAGUUCUGAGGGAAUGUUUGGAGCCAAUGGAAGCUUUGUCAAGAUACGGAACACUUCACAGCCUAUGGGAGAAAGUAAUGAGAAUAUGCAUGUGGAAAAGAUGCAGCUUCAGGAGAGUAACGGGGUUGCUGUAUCCUUAAGUAGAGACAGCCUGGAGACAAAUGAUUCAGUUUUAGCUUCUGGGCCUAAUCACAGUAUCAUGGGAGUUGGAUUGGAUACCUUGGAAGAACAAAAAGAAAAAGAGAUCUUCUUUGCCAAACUUGAACAAGAAGCUUCCUCUACUAUUGAUUAUUCAAGAUUAAAUAAAGAGCUGGAUUCCAGUGAUUCUGUCAUACUAGCACCAUUUGUACGAAAUGAACAAACUGGAAAAGGAGCAGAGGAGCCCGCACAUGAAGAGAAAUCUGGCAGCUACAGUGAAGACUUUGAAGAAGAAACAGAUGCUAAUCCUGCCUUUAAAACUGAAGGAAGCCAGAUGAAUGAGAACAUCAUGUCAGGAUUUGAUUUAAGUCCCCAAGAACAGAAAGAAGCAAAUGCUGGCAUGCUGGCUAAAGUUGUAUUACUUGAUUCACAAGAUUCAACUACAGAAGUUCAAAAGGCUGUUGGAACAUCAGGCGUAGCUCUAGUUGAACAUCAUCUGCCUGAAGAAGUCAAUAGAAUUGAAAUGAAUGAAGCAGGCACUUCCUAUGGACAAACCACCAGUGACAUCGAAGCAUUACACCAAGCAUACCAACAUAUUGAUCAGUCUUUGGGUGACACUGAUGAGCAAAAACUGCACGAUUCUGCAAUGGCAAUCUCAGAAUGCUUAGUGCAAGGUGUUUCACAAAAUAGUGACAUCUGUUCAAAAAACAUGUCAACUAUUGAAUCAGAUUUACCUACUGUCGAAGAAUUGAUGAAACCAAUUAAAGGACAUUCAUGUAAUGUCAGAGGGUUUGAUGUGGAGCCUGAAAGUCCUGUGAAACUGUUAAGCAGCGCAGCAAAUGACCUUGUCAGCCACUCGCCCUUUGAAGAGCACCAGGAUAAUACAGUUUGGGAGACAAACUUACUUGAAAACAGAGAAGAGGGCAUCUUUCUGCAGACAGGUGUGAAUGGUGAUAACUUUCAGAGGGUGGCUGAGAAAGAAAUUCAGACCAGUGAAGUACGGCCUGAUGUACUAAGAGAAAAAAUAGUACGAGACUUUUUGCUUUCAGAAGGCAGCAAAACUAAACAAGCUCUUCAGUCUGGUUCCUUGAAGAAUGAAAGAUCAGAGUCAAUGACUACUAAACCAAUGUUACACAAGAAUAUCAGAAGUCCAGCACCUUUACAUAAAAAGAAAUCUUCAUAUGGUCCACAUGGAGUGGUUAGAAGUUCUGGGUAUGGGAGACUCACUUCAGUCUCAAAACAGUCUUCUCCAGUUAAUGAAAAGAAAUCACCAAAAGAAACUUUCAAAAAGACGAGCAUGAAAGCCAAAAGUCCUGCAGACAGAGCAAGAUCUAAAGUAGCCUUAUUUGCUACUAGGAUAAUAAGAUCUGCAACAAAUGAACCAACUUUGGAGGGAAGUGUUAACAGAGUUACAUCUGGCCACUCAGUUGUUAACAAUCUUGGACACCAGGCUGUGGACUAUGGCAGACAAUAUCAGCAUGAUUUGUCAUUGUCUCCUAUCAGAAGUUGUGAUAGAGAACUGUAUUUGCUGAAACGAGUACAAGUUGCAGAGGAGGACCUGAAUGCAGCUCGUGAUUUGAUUCAACAGCUGACAAGCACAGUUUCACAAAAAGAGAAAGAAAUAGAGACAAAGAUGGGAGAAUUGAAAACACAGCAUGAAAAAGAGCUUUCUCGGCUGGGUCAGGAAAACUAUGUUCUUCAGAGUAAGUUAAGAAGUAUGGAAGAACUGACUCAAGAGAAGAGAUGGACCCAUCAUACAGCAAUAGCUCCUGUCACCGAAGAAAAACUGGCACAAAUACAAAAAGAAAUUGAAGAUCAAGAAGUCAUUAUUCAAGGUUAUCAACAGGAAAAUGAGAGGUUGUACAAACAAAUGAAAGAGCUACAAAUCCAAAACAAAAAAAAUGAGGAACGGAUGUUUAAGGAAAAUCAGUGUUUAAUGUCUGAAUUAGUAGCCCUAAGAGAAAAGAUAGAGAAGAUUAAUACCCAAUCACAAAUCGUGCAGGAUUCUGAACCAGCCAGAAAUCAGAGUUUCACAGAAUUGAUUUCAGAGCUUCGAGCAGCACAGAAGGAAGAAACUAAAUUACAAGAAGAGAUAAGACUUCUCAAACAAGAUAAGCAAGCUCUUGAGGUAGACUUGGGACAAGCAAAGAAGGAGAGAGAUCUAGCAAAAGUCCAGAUUGCAUCUACAUUAGGUGAGAAGUCUUAUGAAUUUAAAGUUAUGGAAGAAUCGUACAAACAGGAGAUUACUCAUUUAAAAAGAAGACUUCAGUGGUAUGCAGAAAACCAAGACCUUCUAGAUAAAGAUGCAGCUCGUCUUAAAGAUGCAAGAGAAGAAAUUGAGAGACUAAAACUAGAGGUUGAGAAGCUCAGAGCUGAAGCUGGAGAUCAGUGUGUGCAACAGAAGAAACGUUUGCGAGACAGAGCAGCAGACACUAAAAGAAUUCAGGAUCUUGAGCGACAAAUCAGAGAAAUGGAAGGAAUUCUAAAAAGAAGGUAUCCAAAUUCUUUGCCUGCUUUGAUUUAUGCUGCUGCUGCUGCUGAGAAAACUACUGAUCUUUCAGCUAAAACAAACACGGUUGAUUUUUUGGAGAGAAGAAUAAAAAAGUUAGAAACAGAACUUGAAGGUAAAGAUGAUGAAGCUAAAAAAAGUCUCCGUGCCAUGGAACAACAAUUUCAAAAAAUAAAGAUACAAUAUGAGCAAAGACUUGUAGAGCUUGAGCAACUACUUGCCUACAAAUUUAUGAGUGAAUCACCAAAACUGAAUGGUGAUAAAGCCAGUUCUACAGAACUUGAACAGGAGCUUCUGAAUCUAAAGACGACCCAUCAGAUCACCGUUAAAAACCUCCAGGCAGAAAUUGAAAACCUUAAAAGUCAAAAUUCCCAAUUACAACUCAGAAGUAAGAAGGAUUGUAAAGACUUAGAGUCUACCGGCUCACAAAUGAAACAAGGUAACACAAAAGACAGACUGCUAAAACUAAAUGAAGAACUGGUCGCCAAAAAUAGAGAAAUAGAAGACCUUACAAAAACUGUGGAGACUCUUCAAAAAGAAAGGAUGGUGAUGUUGUCGGAUAAUAAUUUAAGAAAUAAAACCAAUAAUAAGGGAAACUCUGCAGACAUCUUGAAAAAGAAUACCUCAGUAACAGAUAAAAGGAUUUCCAGCAACAGUGAACCCUUCCUAAGCAUUUUCAACGAUGACAAAAUAUACCAACCACACACCUUUUCUGAUCCUAAUCUCUCAGAAGUUCUGCAAGAAAAUGCACAGCUGAAAGAGGAGCUAGAAAGAUUAUCACUAGAAAUGAACCAGCAGAGGGUGAAGUCUCAGGCAACACUGGCUUAUUCUGAAAAUAACAUACGAAGGAUACAGGAAGACACAGCAGAAUACAUUGCAUCUCUGAAAGCUUCCCAUCAGAGGGAACUGGAGAAGAUGAUUUGCCAGCAUGCAAAGGAGCAUUCUACUUCUAAAGUAGCUGAACUAAACAGCAGAAUUUCAACACAAGAGAUACUAAUAAAACAUCUCCAAGAACAAAUCGGCGAACAGCAGAGACAUCAGGAAGCCCUUUUAGUUUCACAGAUGCGAGAGGAACUCCUACAAAAAGAGGUGACAAAAUUGUUGGAAGAGCUGAGAGAAGCUAAGGAGAACCAGAGUCCUGAAAUGAAACAUUUUUUGUGCCUGGAAAAGAAAAUCAAGCAUAUAGAGACCAGACAUGCAGAAAGAGAGCAAGAAAUUCAAAAGGCGGCCCGACUAACGCACCAUAUUACUGAAGCAAGGCAAAGCCAGGAGGUGGAGAAGUGGCGAAGACUGGCACAGCGGAAGAAUCAAGAACUGGAGAAAUUUCGAGUGGAAUUGGAUUCAAUAUUAGAUGUUUUACGUGAACUGCAGAAACAAGGAGUUGUUAUUCCUGCACCUAAUUCCAGUGCAUUCAGCAUGACAGACAGCUGUUGGAAGACAUGAUUAGAUAGGAGUUGAUUAAAGCAGAAAUUUGAAUAUUCAAAGUUAUGUAUAGAAAAUAUUACUGAAAAUCGUUAGUGUAACACUUGUAAGUUGAAGUACAUUCUGAUCUUAUCUGGAAUCUUGCCUGUCCAAAGGUAGAUUUGCAUUUAGCAACACCCCAGUCAUAGUGUGGUUUACAUUUUGUUAGUAAUAAAGUUACAUGCAAUUUUUAAAAAAUAUUAGGAAUAUUGAGGUUAUUCCAUAAAUUCAGUUACCAUUGAAAAGCUCCAUGAUGCAUUUUCAGAUACUGUAGAAUAUGCCUGAAUAUUUUUAACUUGUCGUUCUAACUUGUCUUACAAUUACUCCUUUGUGAACAAUUUGAGUAAUAUGCUGCUUGGCUUGUAUUUUUAAGUGUAUAGAGUUACUAUUUUUCAUUUGACAGGGCAUGAAAAUCUUCUUUUUCCAACACUUUGCUGCUCUUCCUCCAAUUCAUAAAACAUUUCUUCCCUUA
This is a messenger RNA of Falco peregrinus (peregrine falcon), 6867 nucleotides long. It is a transcript of the gene CEP162, whose product is annotated as centrosomal protein 162. The coding region runs from base 1995 to 6377 and encodes 1460 amino acids. Gene Ontology annotation, biological process: cilium assembly. NCBI's taxonomy places the organism in Eukaryota, Metazoa, Chordata, Aves, Falconiformes, Falconidae. The transcript is spliced from 28 exons. The record is from RefSeq and is a predicted model, not a curated record. Gene Ontology annotation, cellular component: axonemal microtubule; centriole; centrosome.